Molecule: messenger RNA, 1212 nt
Organism: Triticum urartu
Lineage: Eukaryota; Viridiplantae; Streptophyta; Magnoliopsida; Poales; Poaceae
Source: RefSeq, a predicted model, not a curated record
AGCUGUCCAACACGACCAGUCGCCAGCUCCAUUCCCGCCCCCCUCAAAACCCUCUCGAGUUCCAGAACCUUCCAGAAGAACGUCCCGCAAUCGUCGCCCUCUCCUCCUCUCCUCCCCAUGGCCGCGUCGGCGUCGGCGGCGGGCGGCGAGCCCCAGAAGCAGUUCCUAUCCAUCAUCCGCGACUUCGCGGCCGAGAAGUCCCACGGCGAGCGCACGGUGUCGGGCCUGAAGCGCCGCCUCGACGACGUGGUCUCAGCGUCCGACGCGGCCACGGCGGAGCUCGAGGCCGCGAAGCGCGCGCGGGAGGCGGCAGAGACGGAGCUGCGCGGGAGCGAGGUGCAGGCAUCCAUCGCAGACGCGUCGAUACAGGCGCUCGAGGCGACGAUCUCUCGUCUCCAGGAGGAGAUCGCGAAGCUGGGCUCUGAACUGGAGGCGCUUAAGAGCACGGAGGACAUCGAGAGAGAGGAGUUCUUGAGACAGAUGCUUGAAAUGAAUGCAAGGAUAAGGCAGUUUCAACAGAAGGCUUCUGCAGAAUUAGCAGAGAGGUGCUCUGGGCCGCCAUCAGCAGAUGGUAAGCAAGGCAAGUCAGCAGAGGGUCAAAAUGUGAGCGACAUGAAUGAAACUAUGGACUCAGAAGGUAUGUUGACAGAUUCGGUUGAUCAGAUGAACAAGAUGAAUGCUGAGGUGCAUGUAUUGGAGGAAGAGUAUCAAAAGGACCUGCUUGAACUUGAAAAGCUGCGUCAUGAACUGGCUGAUGUGCGAGCAAAGAGAGCUCUUAUGGAGGCUGUGAUGAAAGAGACGAAGAAGUUGCAGGAGCUCGGAGGGCGCGUGUCCGAACUGGAGAAUGUGCACCAUUCACUCGCUGAGGAGCUCCAGAAGCGCUACAUAUGCCCUGGCUGCGGAACCAACAACAUGGCGCCGGAGGAGGAGGCAGCACCGGCAGCGGCGGUGGCAAACUAACUAGAGAAGUAGAGAGCACGCUGGUAGCUGCGAAUCGGCAGGGCUGGUACCUGGUAUGAGUUCCCAGUAAAUCAGUGACACGGAUCAGAUUGUUUGUGGACGAUAAAACCCCCCUAGAUUAGCCGGCUGUACUUUGGCGAGCGGUUAGCUCUUGUCGUUGCAUUACCUGACCUGCAGUGCCUGUCGAAACCACUGGGACACAGUCGUAAAAUUUUCAGUGAUCAGUACGAAUACACGUCUUGUAUCUGUUUC